Carassius auratus (goldfish) is the source of this 1801-nucleotide messenger RNA. It is a transcript of the gene rpe65a, whose product is annotated as retinoid isomerohydrolase RPE65 a. Lineage: Eukaryota; Metazoa; Chordata; Actinopteri; Cypriniformes; Cyprinidae. Gene Ontology annotation, biological process: retinal metabolic process; zeaxanthin biosynthetic process. Gene Ontology annotation, molecular function: retinol isomerase activity; all-trans-retinyl-ester hydrolase, 11-cis retinol forming activity; beta-carotene 15,15'-dioxygenase activity. The coding region runs from base 135 to 1730 and encodes 531 amino acids. The record is from RefSeq and is a predicted model, not a curated record. The transcript has 14 exons.
ACAAUGGGCUCGUUGUCAAAGUCAGAGUAAACCUGUGUAAGAGGAUCGAGUAUAAAAACCCCUAAACUCAGGGCUCUGCUGACAAACCAACGAGAACCAGCCGAGUCACAGACGCGCCUGUCCCAGCAGAGAUCAUGGUUAGCCGUUUUGAGCACCCUGCUGGAGGCUAUAAGAAGAUCUUUGAGACCGUGGAGGAGCUGAACGAACCUCUUCCAGCAACCGUCACCGGCCGCAUCCCCUCGUUCAUUAAAGGCAGUCUGCUCCGUCUGGGUCCCGGUUUGUUUGAGGUGGGAGCGGAGCCCUUCUUUCAUCUUUUCGAUGGCCAGGCGCUCAUGCACAAGUUUGAUUUCAGCAGUGGACAGGUCACGUAUUUCCGCAAGUUUGUCAAAACAGAUGCUUACGUUCGUGCGAUGACUGAGAAGCGAGUGGUGAUUACUGAGUUUGGGACCUGUGCUUAUCCAGAUCCCUGCAAGAACAUCUUCUCCAGGUUCUUCACGUAUUUCAAAGGCGUUGAGGUGACAGACAACUGCCUGGUAAACGUUUACCCCAUCGGAGAGGAUUUCUAUGCUGUCACAGAGACUAAUUAUAUCACUAAAGUCAACGUGGACACCUUGGAAACCUUGAAGAAGGUUGACAUGUGUGACUAUGUGAAUAUAAACGGAGUAACGGCUCAUCCACACAUCGAGAAAGAUGGCACGGUCUACAACAUCGGAAACUGCAUGGGGAAGGGAGCCUCGCUGGCCUACAACAUCGUCCGAAUCCCUCCUAAACAGAAAGACAAAUCAGACCCCAUUGAGAAAUCCAAGGUGGUUGUGCAGUUCCCAAGUGCGGAAAGGUUCAAGCCGUCCUAUGUGCACAGUUUUGGGAUGACAGAGAACUACUUUGUCUUUGUGGAGACGCCUGUUAAAAUCAACCUGCUGAAGUUCCUGAGCGCCUGGAGUAUCCGAGGAUCCAACUACAUGGACUGCUUCGAAUCUGACGAGGAGAAAGGCACCUGGAUACACAUUGCGAGGAAGCAUCCAGGAGAGUACAUUGACUAUAAGUUCAGGACCUCCGCGAUGGGUCUUUUCCAUCACAUCAACUGCUACGAGGACACAGGCUUCAUCGUUGUGGACCUGUGCGCCUGGAAAGGCUUUGAAUUUGUCUACAACUACCUGUGGCUGGCUAACCUCCGAGCAAACUGGGACGAGGUGAAGAGGAACGCCAUGAUCGCCCCGCAGCCGGAAGUCAGGAGAUACGUGCUUCCUCUGGAUCCCUACAGGGAGGAGCAGGGCAAGAAUCUGGUGUCUCUGCCGUACACCACUGCCACGGCCACAAUGAGAGCUGAUGGGACCAUUUGGCUGGAGCCUGAGGUGCUCUUCUCUGGUCCACGACAAGCUUUCGAGUUUCCUCAGAUCAACUACAAAAUGAACAAUGGAAAGAAUUACACGUACGCGUAUGCGCUGGGCCUCAACCACUUUAUCCCUGACAGGAUUUGCAAGCUGAAUGUGAGGACUAAGGAGACCUGGGUUUGGCAGGAGCCGGACUCGUACCCUUCAGAGCCGCUGUUUGUGCAGAACCCCGAUGGAGUGGAUGAGGAUGACGGUGUGUUAAUGACCAUUGUGGUGUCGCCUGGAGCCCAGAGACCUACAUUUUGUCUGAUCUUGAAUGCCAAGGACCUGUCGGAGAUCGCAAGAGCAGAAGUUGACAUCAUGUCUCCAGUCACCUUCCAUGGGAUGUAUAAACCAUAGAAUAAAGUUACUGUGUAUUGUACACCAUGAGACUGUAAACUAAUCAGAAUAAAACUAUGGUGUUGCACAUU